CUCACAUCCCGGUCCCCGGCUGCCGUCUUGUACCCAGUGCCCCGCUGGGAAGGGAUGGUUUGUCUUGCUCAUUCUGUCCCCGAAACGCCCGUGUCUUCUUCCUGAGCAAGUAGCAUGAGCAUGGCAAACGAAACAUACCUCUUCAUAAAAGACAUAAAGCCCGGACUGAAAAAUUUAAAUGUCGUCUUUAUUGUACUGGAGAUAGGGCGUGUUACCAAAACCAAAGAUGGACAUGAGGUCAGGGCGUGCAAAGUAGCUGACAAGACAGGAAGCAUCACCAUCUCUGUGUGGGAUGAGCUUGGCAGCCUCAUCCAGCCAGGUGAUAUUAUUCGGUUGACCAAAGGGUAUGCCUCUCUGUGGAAAGGAUGCCUUACACUUUAUACCGGAAGGGGAGGUGACCUGCAAAAAAUUGGGGAGUUCUGCAUGGUGUACUCAGAAGUGCCCAACUUUAGUGAACCCAGUUCAGAUCAUCCUGGGCAGUCGAGUAAAGCGGCACAGGGUGAGCAGGCUAAUAAUUCCAUCCUGUCAGCUAAUUCGGGUAAUUGUACUUUUGGGCCAACUGGAAAUGGUUUGCCAACUGGACCGGAGCUGUCAACUGCUUACAAUCAUGCCCCCCCCACCUAUGCAGGUUCUGGGAGGUCUGGCGGACGGGGUCCCGCUCCUCUCACACCUGUGCACUCUAAUAACGCUCGUCCCUUACAAAGCACAAUUAGUAAUGGGAGGGACCCUCGCAGAGCCUGCAAAAGAUGACCAAAACCAAUACUCCACGCUGUCCACAUAGCCUCGUUAGCCUACUUGAACACUUGCUGCACUUUUAUUUAUGGUUUACUGUGAAAACAU
Messenger RNA from Protobothrops mucrosquamatus (brown spotted pit viper), 840 nucleotides. RefSeq names its product nucleic acid binding protein 1 (gene NABP1). The transcript is spliced from 6 exons. The record is from RefSeq and is a predicted model, not a curated record. Gene Ontology annotation, biological process: double-strand break repair via homologous recombination; response to ionizing radiation; mitotic cell cycle checkpoint signaling. Gene Ontology annotation, cellular component: SOSS complex. NCBI's taxonomy places the organism in Eukaryota, Metazoa, Chordata, Lepidosauria, Squamata, Viperidae. The coding region runs from base 115 to 750 and encodes 211 amino acids. Gene Ontology annotation, molecular function: DNA binding.